Molecule: messenger RNA, 3033 nt
Organism: Mitosporidium daphniae
Lineage: Eukaryota; Fungi; Microsporidia
Product: CAMK/CAMKL/KIN1 protein kinase
Exons: 1
Coding region: 1-3033 (1010 amino acids)
Biological process (GO): protein phosphorylation; intracellular signal transduction
Cellular component (GO): cytoplasm
Molecular function (GO): protein serine/threonine kinase activity; ATP binding
Source: RefSeq, a predicted model, not a curated record
AUGACAGCGAAGCAAUCCUUUUCCACAAGCUAUCUGCUUCCUUCCCCUGAAUUAGGUGUACCUAGGGGGAAAAUAGAGCCUGCCGCUGCGCCCGCGAAUCGGCAUCCUACAAAGCCACUUGAAUUGGAUGCUAUUGGACCUCAGGCCCAUUGGAAUCACGAGGUUCACCCGCGUGCAUUUACAAGGAUGCUGCAUUCUCCUUUACCACAGUGGAGUGUCAUUCAUACAUGCACAAGGCAAUUAAACGUCCCUCCAAACGACGAUGUCCUUUCAUGCCGUAAUUACGGAGCGUCGAAGGGGCUUGAUACCAAAGAACUUGUGCAAGUUGUACCCUCUUCACAAUUGGCAGCAUUACCGGCAUCAUCGACGGAGCCUUCAAAUUUGCAAACUAAAAAAUCUCAAAAGGUUUUCAAGCUUGAAAGUUUGAUUGCAGACCAUUUACAUGCUGAAGAUCCAAUUAGAAAACACAUUGAAAAGGGGGCAAACGGUGGGAUUCAAGUAAUGCAGUGGAAAUUUAUGCGCAACGCAAGAUUGACUACCAGCGCAUUUUUGAAGGCUGUCGAUGAAAUUGCCGCUCUGGAAUCUUUUAAUUGUCCAACAAAAUCCACUCGUGAUGAAGAAAUGGAUGUUCAUAUUAUUUCGCGCUCCGGAAUCAGAAGUAUAGAGUCCCUUCCUUUAGAUGAUCCUAGACAUAUAAUCACACCGGACACUGUUAGCGCAUGUUCCUUUUUCCGUCUUUUCGACAUUAUAAAGGUGGGGCCCUGGAAGAUCGUUUCUGAGCUAGGUUCAGGAUCUACUUCAAGGGUCAAACUGGCCGUUCAUGAAUUGACCGGGGUAAAAGCCGCCGUAAAAAUCAUUCCACGCGAAAUUCGGGAAUCUGUCGUUACAUCUGAAAUCUUGGCGGCCCAAAAGGCGCUCGAUAAAGCAUAUGAAAAUGAACUGAAGGCUGCAGGCAAGCAUGUGCCUGGCAAGGGAAAGGCUGCGCCAGAACCACGUGCUGUUCGUGAUACACGCAUUCACAGGGAAAUUUCAAUGUUAAAAGUGCUUACAAGCUCUCAACACCCCUCGAUUCUAAAAUUAAAGGACGCCAUUUGGGGUGAGCGGCUUGUUUUGCUGAUCCUUGAUUAUGCUCCGGGAGGAUCUCUUUUAACCCGGCUAACAUCCAAAAAGGGCCGGUUUUCUGAAGAAGAGGCUCGUCCCAUUUUCAAGUCUCUUUUAACCGGAGUGGCCUUUCUUCAUUCUGCUGGAAUUGUCCAUCGAGAUUUGAAAAUCGAAAACAUUUUACUGGAUUCGCAAGAGAGGCAGUCUUUUAUCAUUGAUUUUGGCCUUGCAAACUUUUUUUAUUCCAUGGCUCUUGAAGUGUCUUCUUCGCAUUCGCAGAUGAACACAGGCUUUUCUGCAGCUAAUGAUGAAAUUUCCAAGUUAGCCCAAUCAAAAAAUUCGGUAUCAUCACCAUGUACUGGCUCUUCGUUCCAUUUGCUUGAUACAUUUUGUGGCUCCCUUUAUUAUGCAGCACCAGAGCUGCUGGCAGGCCGCGCAUAUCCUGGGCCUGCAGUUGACAUUUGGUCUUUGGGUGUGAUCCUUUUUGCAAUGAUCGCCGGAAAAGUUCCAUUUGAUGUACCUGGAGAUCGGGUAUCUGCUCUUCAUGCGCAAAUUAUAAAGGGCCAACCGUUUUCGGCCCUUCCAGAAGGCUCCUCUCCGGCCUUUGUUAACCUGAUUUCAAAAAUGCUCAAAGUGGACCAUAAAGUAAGAUCUACAGCCAGGGAGUUAUUAAUGGAAGACGCUUGGAUACUGGCUUCUUGCACUUCGGGCUUAAUCUGCACAGAACUCGCGUGUAUUCCCUACCCUUCUGAUCAACCCCGUUGGGGCCCAAAAAUCCCGGCAUCUAGAAAACAUUGCUGUCGAGGCAGGAGUGUUGAUUUAGAAUCUGAAUUCCAGAAUUCAAAGUUUGGCAACAUGCUCGAAGCCUCCAAUAGCCAGGAAAGUUUGUCGAAUGGUGGGGCCGGUGUUGAUUUUUUCAAGGCCAGUUUCUUUGACCAUGAGCAGGCAAUGCAGCCUCACACGUUUUCGAAUCAAUGCUGCUCUUGUUGUUUGGAAUUGAAGCGCAAUCAAUAUCAGAUCCUUAAUGAAGGCCUUUGGGUAACUCUGAACACGCCAUUGAAUCCGUCGUCUUCAGAGUCUGUGGCCUCCCUUGCGGUUGAAGAAUUGGAGAUCCUUUUGGCAUUUCAAUAUCCACAACCUCUUUUGAAGGCAACGCUCGAGUCUUUCUUUAAAAAUAGCAAAAAAGUGGCCCCAUGUUCCCCAAUGUGUCCUUGGCCUUUGGUUUCUUUGUUUUUGUUGGUCAUUCUUAAGAGUAAUAAUCAGGAAAUUCCGAUCCUUAGGAAUGGAGAUCUAUGGGUGGUAUUUUUUGGGAUCCCAUCUCCAAAACCGCCCAUCAAACUACUUGAGGAUUGUAGAGAACAGAUUCUUGCCGAGCUAAGACCGGUAGCACCGAGCGUAAGUGAUAUGCAAAAUCCAGAGAUUCAGGCCCUUUCUUAUAACUUGAGAACCAUAUACCUUAAUGGCCUGUUCAAGGUCGAGUUUCUUUCUGGUUGUUCGUGGCGCUCCCAAGGUGAAAUGCUCGACAGAUUGGCCUUGAGCUUGGGGCAUCUCCCAGGCGUCAUUGGUGGCGUUGUUCCGGUGUCGAUUUCAAGGUUCACACAUGAAGAUGCUAUUAAAUUGAGAAGCAGCUCGCUCUACCAUCCCUCAUAUUGCAAAUAUAUUGUUACAUUACAGAUUCCUCCCGAUGAUCGUUGGAAAGAGGCAAAGGAACUUUCAAUCCGGUCUGUGUCCGGAAAACCGCUCCAAAUAUUUCCAAUGAUGUCAAUGAGUGUCGAAAUGGUAAAGGUUUUCUGGACCCAAUCCUAUGGUCUUAUAUUCCAACAUUUCUCUGGAUCUUUGGAAACAUUCUAUCAAAUCAAAAUGCUCAUUCAUAGCCUCGUUGAAAAGGGAAAAGUUCCAGCUUCCGGGUCCGUGAUGGGUUUUUUACAUUAA